This is a messenger RNA of Hippocampus comes (tiger tail seahorse), 1322 nucleotides long. RefSeq names its product UBAP1-MVB12-associated (UMA) domain containing 1 (gene umad1). The transcript has 3 exons. Lineage: Eukaryota; Metazoa; Chordata; Actinopteri; Syngnathiformes; Syngnathidae. The record is from RefSeq and is a predicted model, not a curated record. The coding region runs from base 320 to 730 and encodes 136 amino acids.
GCAUCUGUUAUUUUGAACAAUAAAGGGAGCUUGAGCUCGCUCGUCAGGGAAUGACAGCCAUUUUGCUCAUCACACUAUAAGUCAAUCUAGUAACAAAUUGUGGUGCCAUGUAGGAUAUGCAACAUUAUGUGUAGUGCGAUCUGACACACCAGACUUCUGUGUCAUGGGUGUGAGGUCUCCGAGAGGUCAGAUCGGCACAGGGCUAAUGUUAUGUUAGUACGUGUACAUUGUCGUUGAUGUCACUGAUUUUCAAAACGUUAAUUUUUACCAUGUAUUGUGUCCAACGCGGCUUCACACCGGGCGUCUUCGGCGGAGAGCAAUGUCCGUGCUACACCAAUGGCAGGCCACAUUUCCGCCAUCUUCCCACGGAGAAUCAGUGGAAGAGCAGAGGCGGAAGAUGCAGUCGAUGAACAUUGCACAACCAUCAACAAAUGUUAUUGUCUUGCCUUCUAAGCCACCAUGCCCUGCUCCAGCUCGAUCAAUGGAACCAAUUGCAAGCACAGCUCCGUCGCUCACAAACCUGGAAGACAGGUCCUCGGUCGUCGAGACGUCGUCACCGGCCCCCGAUCUCCUUGGUGACAUCCCCUUCGCUUUGGCACCUCAUGUUCAGGCAAUGCAAAGAGGGUUCUCUUACAUUCCUGAUAUACUGCUGUCCAAGGACAUGAACUCUAACCUAACGUAUUUUCAAUAUGACUUCACUCUCGAAAAAUCGGUCCUCCUUAACUCGUAGUUUUUCCCCACCAUGGCCAAGUGAAAAUGAGGUUUUUGUGUCUUUACUGCAUUUGCGACUGUGUAUCCCAUUCAGGGUCAUUAAUGGGCUUAAGUUGAUCUCAAGAUGAUCAAGUAGCAGAGGGGUUUUCCAGCCCGCAUAGAUUGUUUGUUUAUCAGACACGAAGACAAUCCUACCAAUUGAGGUAAAUCAACAUUUCAGAUUAGUUGAAUUUAACAUUUGCAACAUUUUUCAUUCACUGAAAUGGAAAGAUUUGGUUACCAUAUAAAAUCCUACAUGACACGAAACUGUCAAAACAUAUUUUUCCCUAAUUGACAGUGUGAUGCCAUGCCACUUUACGUCAUACUGAAUAUGAAGACGUUGAUGUUUUUGUUUUCAUCUCGCUGUCGAUCAGUAGAAACCAGACACGUAAUCUGAGAAGUGGACGGUUUUUGGAAUGACUUCAAAUUUUUUUUACGAUACAGUGAUCCCUCACUUAUCGCGGUUAAUGGGGACCAGAACCCCCGCGAAAGACGAACAUCCGCGAAGUAGGGUUUGCCCCUCCCCCACCCCCUAGGAAUUUUUGUGUAAGGGCUGGAGGGUACUGGCAUAU